AUGGACGAGUCGUCAAAUCAAAGCCAGUCCAAGAGUCACAACAGCAGCAACCAUUUAGAUCAUACAGGUCAUGGUCCAAUGCCUUCUGCAUCCCAGUCCAUUCAUGCCUCAUCUCUAACACGUCGAGUUUCGAGUCCAGAGGAUCUUCAUUUUAUUCGCAAAAUAGCUUCGGGUGGAUUUGCUGACGUAUUUCUUGUGCGUCUUAAAAGUCGAGCAGACGACUAUUACGCACUCAAAACCAUGCACAAGGCAAACAUUGUCGAAGCCAAACUAACAAAACAAGUGCUAUACGAAAAGAAUAUUUUAGAGUCAGUUACGCAUCCAUUGAUUGUUGGAUUACUACAUACGUUUUUGAGUCCCUCGCACUUGUUUUUUUUGUUUGAGUAUGUGGAUGGUGGCGAUCUAUAUAGAAUUAUGAAGCGGGUUGGGAAAUUUGAUGGUCGGCAAGCACGGUUUUUUGUGAUAGAGAUUACCACUGCAGUGGAAUACCUACAUUCACAUGGCAUAGUUCAUCGAGAUCUCAAACCAGAAAAUAUACUGUUGGAUAGAACGGGACAUAUCAAACUUGCAGAUUUUGGGUUUGCUAAACUUGUAUCGACUACCACAUCGUCGUUUUGUGGAACGCCAGAAUAUAUGGCACCAGAAGUCAUACUACAAGAACCCUAUGCACAUUUGGUAGAUUGGUGGUCUCUUGGGGUCAUUCUCUAUGAACUCGUGUGCGGUUACACUCCUUUCAAAGACAAGAGUCUGAAUAUGAUCUAUGACAAUGUAAUUGAAGGAAGACUACAAUUUGCACGAGAACAUCGAGGACAUGUACGAUCUCUUGUUACUGGACUGUUGACAAUAGACCCAGCAUUCAGAUUAGGCCACGAGAAUGGUGCACAAGAUAUUAUGACACAUUUGUGGUUUGUAGAUAUUCAUUGGGAACUAGUGGCAUCCAAAUAUCUUGUUCCGCCAUUCACUCCACAAGUACAAUCACCUAAAAUAAUAGAAUGGCAAGAAUGUGUCAAUCUACACGAUAUUGAAGAGUUUCGGAGCGAGAGUUCAUACGAAUCGUCAAUUGAUUCUGAUUUUGCUUCAUUCUGA
Molecule: messenger RNA, 1086 nt
Organism: Batrachochytrium dendrobatidis JAM81
Lineage: Eukaryota; Fungi; Chytridiomycota; Chytridiomycetes; Rhizophydiales
Exons: 3
Coding region: 1-1086 (361 amino acids)
Biological process (GO): protein phosphorylation
Cellular component (GO): nucleus
Molecular function (GO): ATP binding; protein serine/threonine kinase activity
Source: RefSeq, a predicted model, not a curated record